AUGCCUCCAAAACUCAGCGCCAAGUAUUUUUAUGACUGUUCGCCUUGGAUAUCGGACCGUGAAGACUGUGACAAAAGCUGGGGCCAAGUUUUUCUUCAAAAGAACCGUAGACAGCAUGACCGCCCAUUCCGGCAAUGCCUACAACAAGAAGACGUGAAACGAGAUCCCAUCGAUAGCUUUUUACAAUACACCGACAACUCUAUACCAUCAAGAGGAGUUCAACAAGCAAAGAAAGUACUUAACAAGAUUGCAAACAAUAAAACCAAGUUGCUGAACCCUCGGCGAGCUUGGGUGGACUCCCGUACGAGAGCUUUAGGCCAACAAAGCUCUCCUCGAUGGGUAAAAUCAGAUGAACUGGGAAAAUUCAUCCAGGAACGCUCUACCAAUGCCCUCUCCGAUACGGACGCGGUUCGUCGUUUGAUAUUUAUCCAGGAACUGGAUUAUGACUUUGUUCGUGCGAUUGCACAGACCUCAUCUUGGAAUGAAGUUUCGGCCUUGAGACUUGCAACACGCAACCACCUUGCGCGCGAGACUUGUAUUCAAGUACGCAUACCAUACAUUGGUUUCGCUACCUUUCAUCUCGAGUUCAGUCUACCGUAUCUAGUUUUGGAGGAACAAGACUCUUCGAACGCUUCGCAAAUUGAUAAUGGUAGCGCAACUGAACUCCUGAAGACAAAUCUCUCCUUUCUGAGUACUGGGUCGCGAGAAGAUCACUCCGCCACUCAAUUCUCUAUUCGGAAAGUCCAUGAAACUGUCCUCAUUUUUGGUUGCGAUAGCUCGGAAUGGACUGGCUAUGCUUUCUCAUCCUUGGAGUGGUCGACUGAUAACAUAAAUGAAGACGAAGAUGACAAUGACGAGAUGCCAAACGAAGAUAUUUUCGCUACGGGUUGCACGGAUUACGAUGAUCACCAUGUGCUAGAUGCUAGUGCGCCGAUAUGGGACCCCAGGGUAUACUUUCUGAGCGUCUUCGCUAUCCGGGUGCAGAUAAUAUACGAACGAUACGAGUUUCUCAUAAGCACUCUUAGGUUAGAGGUCCAAGACUGGAUUUCACAUUCGAUAUAUGCAGUGCCGAGCUCAUCGAGCUCAUCGAGCCCUGAGGAAGAAAUUAAAAUUCUUAAAGACAAUAUCAAACAGAUCAGGCAAGUGUUACAUGAGUUGAUCACAUGUUUGGAGCGUACGGUAGCUGUGUGGGAAAGAUUUCACAGUGUUGAUGGAGAUUUCCAAUAUUUCUCGGACAUCAAGGACCGGAAGGCAAGGCUAGCCAUCAAGAAUACUAAAGCGAACUUUGAGAAACUAAAAUUCGAGCUGCAUCAGUUCGAAUCUUUGGAGAGGACUCUGAACGACGCUACCAUAACUCUUACGCUGGAACUGACGGACCAGCGGAACAUAAAUGCCAAGGAAACCUUGAUGCAUAUUAUGGACCUCAGCAAGCAUAACAAACUCAGCCAGAAGUUUGUUGAAGAGAACAACAAACUCAACCAGGAAUUUGUUGAAGAGAAUAUCAAAAUCGCAAAGGCGAAUAGCAAGAUUGCAAGGACGAAUAUCAGACUCUCAAGGGCUAAUGUAGCGCUGCUUAUAGUGACGACCUCAAUUGCCGUCGCUCUGCAAUACUUCUGUAGCGAGCGCAACUUUCUCUCCAUUGAUCGUAGCCCAAAGGCAUUCGUAUUGUCUAUUCCUAUACUGCUGAUCCUCUUGUCAUUAGUGGCGCCUUGCGUUCAAAUAUUUCAGUUGGCACUGAGCAUGUUCCCUGCAUUGCUCACAAAGAUUCCAAUCUUUGAAAGAAUCAAAGAAAGUUCAGUAUUCAAAAAAAUCGACAAAUGGAUGGGUCGCCUAUACCUCGAAGUUGAUGAAGUUGAAAACAAUGUCUGGCUACAAAACUGA
Bipolaris oryzae ATCC 44560 is the source of this 1881-nucleotide messenger RNA. RefSeq lists its product as uncharacterized. The record is from RefSeq and is a predicted model, not a curated record. The transcript is spliced from 8 exons. Bases 1 to 1881 code for a protein of 626 amino acids. Lineage: Eukaryota; Fungi; Ascomycota; Dothideomycetes; Pleosporales; Pleosporaceae.